UGAACUCGAGAUGCUUUACAGUCAUUUCACAAAGCCUCACAGGGCCUAGGAGAGGGAGGGGACAUAACGAAAAUAAUAGUACUACGUUGGGAGCAACAGCCCCCUGUCAGAUUGUGCUGGGGCAACACACACAAUGUCAUGGCCUAUGUGAGAGAGAGUCUGUGUCUGUCUGACGUGCACGUCACUGUGUGUGUGUGUGAAAGUCUGUCUGACAUGCACAAUGUCAUUGUGUGUGUGACAGAGUCUGUGUCUGUCUGACACACACGUCAUUUGUGUGAAAGUCUGUGUCUGUCCAACGCACACAACGUCACUGUGUAAGUGAGUCUCUGUCACACACACCCUGUCUGAGAGAAUGCCUGUGUCUCGCACACAAUGCCAUCAUAUGUAUGUAGGUGUCUGUCUCACACGCACACAAAAAUCUCUUUCUGUGUGUGUCAAAUGGAGAAUCCCUCUCCCAGGGUCUGUCUCCCCACCUGCGGUCCCUUUAAGCGAACGCACACUUCCGGGUCUCUGCCUGUGAUGUCAUUCACCUGGGCCAAUCACACAAGGACAUGUCGCUGGGGAGCCAAUCCGAGUGGAGGGACGUGCGGUUUGUUGCCAUGGCGACAGUAGCCGGGCCUAGGCCCCGGCUGGCGGUGGGAAGCAUGGACCUGAGCCGGGGGCUGGAGAGCCUACCCGUGUCGGUGUGGCCGCCGUCCGAGGAACCCCCGGCCUUCCAGUAUAGUCCAGAGCACGUGGCGGGAGCAGGAGAAGACACUGACCCUUCUGAAAUCACUUUUCCAGGAUGUAAUUGUCUUACUGCUUCCUGUGUGACCAACAGUUGUUCGUGUCUUCGUCAUGGUGAAAACUAUAACAGUUCAUGCAUCAAAUACAUAGGAAGUGAAGUGGACUAUACUAGGCCUAUUUUUGAAUGCAAUGCCAUGUGCCAUUGUGGUGAGUUCUGUCAAAACAGGGUUAUUCAGAGGGGUUUACAAUUCAGACUUGAGGUGUUCAAGACUGUUAAGAAGGGUUGGGGUCUCCGCACACUGGAGUUCAUACCUAAAGGAAGAUUUGUGUGUGAAUAUGCUGGUGAAGUUCUGUGCUUCCGUGAGGCAUGUAGAAGAAUACAGGCACAGACACCAGAGGAUUCAAACUAUAUUAUAGCUGUGAGGGAACACUUGUAUGAUGGACAGAUAAUAGAGACAUUUGUUGAUCCUAUGAAUAUAGGAAAUGUAGGCAGGUUCCUGAACCAUUCUUGUGAGCCAAAUUUAUUUAUGGUUCCUGUCCGAAUUGACUCUCUAGUGCCCAAACUGGCACUUUUUGCUGCUGCUGCUAUCUCUGCUGGAGAAGAGCUUUCAUAUGAUUAUUCUGGAAGAUUUCUUAACGUACCGCUAAUCAAAAAAGAGCAUGAAAUGUUGGAGGAAGAUGAUAUAAUGAAAAAACCCUGUUACUGUGGUGCUAAAUCAUGUGUUGGUUUUUUACCGUAUGAUAGCUCUCUGUGCUAUACACUGGGCAAACAAACUUUUGGCAAAGUUUCUCAAGGAAACAGCUGUGCAUAGGGAUUCAAAAAGAUUGACAUCACUGAAUAUAGCAUCUAUUGUCAGAUGUGCCUAGACAAAAAUGAAUGAGAGUAUUCUGCCCCGCCGCGCAAAAAAACAAACCACAGGGCCCCCUCCCCACAUAUACCCACACCAACAGUUAUAGCAAGGGUAGAAGUAUAACAGCAAGAUGUGGGAGGGGGAAAUGGGAAAUGCUACUCCACUUAGCUUCAAGUGAAAGGUUAAAUGACUAAUUAGGACUACAGGCAAAGUGUAGGAAGUAAUUGUUAUGUACACUAUAAUCUUAUGCAGUUAGAGGCAUUUGGCCUUCAUCUUUACAUUUCCCAGUACGCCCAGGACACUGUGAACCCAUAACCUUACAUCUCAGUAAGGGUUAAUACUCAACACAUAGGUGAAGGAAAAGUCAAAACAGAGGCACUGAUGGUGCAAAAUAAACAGAAGCUAAGGCAGCUGUAAAGUGCUGCAGAUGAGUAUGUUAGAUAGUAUAUGCAAAAGGGAAAAAUGCUGUUUUUAAGAGAGGAGAUCGCAAUCUGGCUUACUGCUCUGACUGUUAGAGCCAGCCUUGGACAAAAGCCAAGACAGAGUGCCUGACAAUAUCCUCAAAUAACACGCUGAACAAUCUCCUGUACUCUCAACUUGAUUCCAGGUUGAUGAUGCAAGAGAUAGCUAAACGGGUGACCUGCUGCCACAGCUAACCUUUUCCUGUUAAAACAAGAAAACUUACGAUAAAUUGCCACAGCUCAAAGGCAGCUAUAUAUCUCACUGUUUCAAUGGACAGUGAGAUAUAUAGAAACAGAUUAAAUUAGGAUGGUAGGUGCAGAAAAGAGGGAAUUUGGGGAGAUGAAUUUUUUUCCUUAUCUAACUCACUUGAGAACUAAAGCUUGAAAAAAAAUCAAGGUGACAGGUGCAAAUUAACAGUGGCAUUUAGAAAGGUGGCACCCAUUUUUUUUUAAACUGUGUGCCAUUAAUAACUCUUGCAAACUAAAACUAUUUAAAACAUGAAUUGUCUUGCCUGGUCUGGAGCCUGUUUGAAAAUUAGGAGUCACUUAUAGCUAUAGCUGAGGCCCUCCUAUUUCAUGACCAACUUUUACAGAAAAACAUUAAGUAAAAUGCAUUCCCUCUUCUCCAUCUUUUGCCAGCUCUUCCUACUCACCCCUCUUGACUGUAACUGGCUAGGGAGAUAAUUCUGUUCCAUGAACUUGCCGUUGCAUUUUCUCCUCUGUUCCCUGAAAUGGACUGUGUAGCCCAGGCCUUCUCUGUGAUCAUUCAAAUUUUUUUUUCUAAACUAGCUCCAUCUCAAGGCAUAGGCUCGGUUAGCCACAAGAGGGCACCAAUGUAGAUGUAUAGUCAUCCCUUUGAAAUAGCAUGCAUCACCUCAGUGAUGUUUCCAACUGAUGUUGGCAAAAUAACGGAGGGAGUGGGCAGAAAAUCCAAAUUCCACUCUGUGGAAGAGCAUAAUACACUACCUGUGUGUCUGGCAAAACAGACGAAAGUAGUAGAUGCUAAUAUACAACACCUUUACAAACAAGCAUCUGUUUCUGCACUGUUCAACAGAUGGUAGAGAGAAGACAGGGUUUUGUUUUGUGUAAUAUAAGUCCUUUCAAGCAUUUUUUAUGCAGUCAGAUGUUUUAUUGUUAGCCUCUUUUUUCCUCUCAAACCAAACUGGUUUCUACUUCUGGUUACAAGGAACAGGGAAGCAGAGUUUUGCCAUUGCAGAUAGAAGGGAUAGUGGUGCUUAAAAGAUACAUAAAGUAAUCACUACACUUCACAACUAAAAAAUAUUUAGCAGUACGAGUUAAGAAAGUUGCUAGUUUUAGUCCAGUUGUUGUGAACAAGUGACUGUCACAAAACCAUCCACUAGCGCUGUUACUGAUUUUCAUCAGUCUAUAACUGAUGGUGUCAGAGUAUUUCCUCUCUUUUGCCCUUAGAAAUGAUUGCUUCUACUAGCAGUGCAUGGUGGAGGUCUACAUAAGAGCAACUUCCUAUUUGUUGCUGAACUGAGUAAGCAAAGGGCUACAAGGGUGGCAACUAACUCACCUGUCUCCCUUAAGAGAUGAAAUGCACAAUCACUUAGCACUUCAUUUUUCUUUGGGGGCAAGAGGGAAUCUUAUUGUAAGCAAGCAGGAUAUUUCAAUUGAAUUUCUAUCAUAAAAUUAAAAAAAUAGAUGAGAUUAAUAUUUUUAUGCAUGAGGCAUCUGCACAAAAGAACCACCCUUUCCCCUACCUAAAACUGAUCUUUACUGGACAUUCCAGAUAGAAGAGUUGAAAAUGUAGAACAUGGAAGAUGUUUUAGAGCCCUGGAAAAGACCAUACUUUGUUCUUCUCGGCAGUUAGGCCCCAAUCAGGGCAGAGCUACUCACAGACCCUAGUUUAGAAAAGGAAAAGGGUCUCUUACUCCUUUCCUGUAAUUCCAUACAGUCUUUGGUUGUAGCAUGCUUUAAGUACAGUCUGUUUCAGUUGCCCUAGUUUAAAGAUUUAGUGUUCCCCUACACUGUCUUCUACUUCCGUUUCCAGUGUCUCCCCCCUAAGAUUAUACUACUGGGAAACAGACACUGCCUUGGCAGUAAAAUUUGAAAGGCAAGUAGAUUCAUGUAUGCACUGCUUAGUUCUAGCUUACUGUUAAUGUUUUGUUGUGCUGUUGAGUGGUGAGGUGGCACAACAUAUAUUAAUCAAUUAAAGUCAAUUUUUGAGACCAGGAUGGAUGGAUCAGUUGCCAGUGGAUCGAAUUUAAUUAUACUUUUUAAAAAAAUCAAAACCUGCAUUUUACAACACAGAAAGAUCCAUUCAGUCCGUAAAAGUUAUUUCAAUGUAUGUUUUCUGUAAUACGGUAUGUAGUCUGUGGCUCACUUACUGUAUUGUUCAACUUACUGAGUAGAUCAUGUUAUAAUGCACUGUACAGUGCAUUUAUUAAAUAUACAAAGUGUUCAAAACAUACAUAUCUGUCCACUAACUUUAUAAACAAAUCUGCUUUAUUCAGGUACUUUGGAAUAAUUGCUGGUGAAGUAUUGCAAUGGUAGAGCACCUUCAGCAAGGUGACUACUGUUUACCACAGUGACUCAGAAGCAAUAUUGCACAUUAACAUUCUGAUUUUCAGCAGUAAGAGGAUGGCGUGAAGGGUUCCACACCACACAAACAUUUCAAGUAGGAUAAGGAAUACAAUUCUGUGGAACUAGUUCCAGUUCCACAUGCUGCUGCUUUUCUAACUGGAAAAGAUGGUCAGUGACAACACCCUUCACAAUCUGUUCCUGUAAGUCCUGGAGAUUUGAGAAACAACCAGUCAGAGGGACACUUCUGCCAAACACUUAAAGAAAGAACACUAAGGGUAGAUGUUGUUAAAAGGUAGUUCUGGGUCUGUUUAAUUUUUUGUUUUUAUGUCCCCUGCUGGCAAGUGAGACACUAUUGUACUUUUAAGUUUGUAAGAAGUCUGUAUUUCCAGUCAUGCUAGUUGUCCUGCUGGAGCAGUCAGCACCUAAACAGUUACUUUAAAUACACAUUCUAAUUUGCUACCCUUGUUUUUCUGAAGGGUUUUGUCCAGAUAGCACCUCCCCUGACAAAAUGCAUCUUCACUGUUUUCCAGCUGUUAGUUUGCAAAAGGAGUAUCUCAUCCAUCCAUCUUGGAAAGGGAAGAGCUUUGGUUUUGCUCGCUGUUACGGAGGUGCUAGUCUUUCCCCAGUUUCCCAUUUUGACAGCCCACAUCUUCCCUAAAGCCCAAUCAAGGCACCUACAAUUUCACUUCUGUCAAAGAAAGACAAUUAGAGCUUGUGUUAGGAUCACAUUUUUAUGCAAAGUUUGGAGUAAUGCACAGAAGACAUCCAAGAGGAGGUAGCAUUCAAAAAAAUCGAAUGCCUAAGGCCAAAAGAUCCUGUUGGUAUUACAUUUUCAACUUUUUAAACAAUGUUAAAAAUAAAGUAUCAGUGUAGCUGUAAGUGACAUGAAUGUAUCUUCUAUCCUCAACUAUGAGUUGAUUGAAUGUAUUUUUGCAUUUUUAAAGUGCCUUUCAGCCAAGGAUACCCAAGCGUAAGGCUUCAAGUGUUGCCAAAGAGCACCCUAUUGCCAUAAGUCAGACCCCAAACAGAAGAGACGCUGCACAAAUGAGAAACAAUGUGAUCAUUUUUCCCAUUCAGUAGCACUACUGGCUCUCUUGCUAGCUACAUACAAGACAACGAAACAAAAUGUACAAGGGUGUUGCUAUAGUUCCCAGUCAGCAUGUGUUUAUUGUGGGUGUGUGGCAAGGGGUGUUUUGUUUUUGCACACUGCUGUCUUACUUGGCAGGACAGGUUUGAGAAAACCAUGUGCCACAAUGGAAAGACUAAGUAGCUGUCUAAUCUUAUCAUAACAGUGCAACCACUGCCUGUUUCAGAGCACUAGUUCAGUAAAUGUGAUAUAGCAGACAGAGGAAGUGUCCUUUCAUUUUAUUUGUUACAUGUCUCCAUUGUUUUUCCUUAUCAGAAUUAGAUCCCAUUACUUUAGCCUAAUAAUCCAUUUCUGGGAGGGGACCACUUCCCAAUUU
Chelonoidis abingdonii (Abingdon island giant tortoise) is the source of this 6048-nucleotide messenger RNA. RefSeq names its product histone-lysine N-methyltransferase SETMAR. Gene Ontology annotation, molecular function: zinc ion binding; histone methyltransferase activity; protein binding. Gene Ontology annotation, cellular component: nucleus. NCBI's taxonomy places the organism in Eukaryota, Metazoa, Chordata, Testudines, Testudinidae. The record is from RefSeq and is a predicted model, not a curated record.